AGUGCAGUUGAAGUAAGCAGUGUGUUGACAAUGUUUAAACUGCAAAAUCAAACCGGAGGAACCCAAGGGAUCUCCAAAAAUGGAUUCAGCACGACGUAGAUGAAACUCCGAAACCUUCUGUGCUGUGUGUGAACUCCUGGAAGGGCCUAUAUAUACUGUAUGGUUGGAAGUGGAAUGUUUUGAACAGCGUCCAGCUUCAAAGCGCCAGGGGUUGAUCUACCUCGCCAUACGUCUUAAAUUGAAACCAGGUGCAGAAAAAAAGUUAUGGAUGUGCUUUAAACCUAAGGAUCUACCUAAUAGAUUGUAUGUUUGUCAUUAUCACUUUGUUGAUAUUUCAUGGGCAAAAUUAGAACAACCUUUGCAGCCUCUGUUGAUGUGAGGCAUAAAUUAAUACGCCGGCCACUUGAGUGACCAAAAUGAGGUUAAAUUACAAAUAAUAUAGUUGCCGAAUGCAGAAUGCCUGACACAGAUUUUGUUGCUACAAGGAAAUACUACAAGAUAUGUACAUAUAAACAAAAAUAGUAUAGUAUGUCAUUGUUUUAUUGCAGAUAUUGAUCGCAAUAAAACAUUUGAAAAACAUGAUUCCAUUCCUUUUUUUACCUAAAACGAUUGGCGAAUGUCCAAAACAGGUCAAUAAAUCGAAAUUUUAAAAGUUAUUAGAAAAAUAUUUACGAAGGUGGAGCAUAAGUCAAGCCUACCAUUAUCAAAGUAGAAAGCACGUAGUCUCGAUAUAUGUCCGUCGACGUACUGUAAGUGUUGUGAGGCACAUCAAUUUUUCUUCCUGUUUUCCCACGGACGGCUCGCUAAGGACGUAGCAUAAAAAAAGGCCAUAUGUAUACAAGUGGACACAAUUUAUUUACAACAAUCAAACUCGCAAUGAACAGAAUUUACAAAAUACGAACGAAGCUGGCUUCAGGGUAAGCCCAGGCCAAAAUAACAAACAAAAGGAAUCUGCACUUAAACCCCACCCGCUAACUAAACCCUGAUUGUGAAAAGGAAAUAAAGAAAAGACAAGCCACUACCCUAGCUUCUUACACUAAAGAAAACAGGAGAAAACGGGUUGAACAGAAAUGGCAGCUUACCCCUACUGCUUAAAUGCUCUUAUUAACAGUGGUGAACAAAAACGAUCCAACAACGAAAAAACACAAAAGACUUCACCGAAAAAGUGGGAGUGUAUCAAACUAGCGAUCAAAUGCACACGAGAGGGAAUGGCAAGCAAACAGCUGGCGAGGAGGACCGCAGCACGAAUGCUGUCAAAUGCGACCUCAGCUGUCAGUUGACAGCGUCUGACUUUUCAAGCUUGGUGCCCUUUUUUCGUGGCCAAUCGGACGUCGUCUGCCCAUUGGGUAGCAUCAGCCUACGUCACGUUGGGAGGGGAGGCAGCCAGCUAGGGGAGGUGACGAUCUGCUGACUGUUGGCUUCUCAGAAUAAAACACAGUUAAACAGCCAGGGCCAUCACACUUCCGUUGCCUAACAGCGUUUUCCACCUGUAAACAAACGAACAAAAAACUUGUAACACUUGCAUUCAUUCGUUGACAUGAUUGUGCCAUCCUACACGUAAUGAUUAGCAACACGCUAGCAGCAGAUCGAAUGUGUUGCAGCAACUACAGCAUGACAGUAGUUGUAGUUAAUAAUAUUCAAACAUCAUCAUAAUUACAAUCAUCAUCAUAAUAACAAUAUCAAAGAGAACAAGUCGUUUCAUGUGCAAGAUUUUAGCUUUCGUAUUUUUUAAGCACCGGACACAUGGAAAUGCAGGGAUAGGAAAAACACACCUUCCAUAACACGAACGGCAACAUAGCUACAUAAACUCCCAGUCUUUGUGGUGGCACGGGCUUGGUUCCACAUCUGCCUUCAUGAACAUGUUGUCCUCCCGUGUCGUGAUGAUGGCAGACGAAUGCGGAAUUUCCAAAUUGUCUUUUUUGAAGGAUUGUGAUGAGCAAUGUUAGAGCUCCACUGUUGUUUUGGAUGGAGAAAGUGUAAAACGGAAGUCGUAAACAGAAAGUAAGUAAGCGGAAGUAAAGCGGAAAUACCUCGGAAACUUGUUUAUAUCGGGGUUGAUUAAUUAAUUGUAGACUUGUUGAUACCUGUGUUGACUGUAGGUUUUGAGUUAGCCAGUAGAGGGCACCCGUGCACAGCCUUCAGCCUGUAGUGUACUCUGGCACACGUGUGCUUAUUUUUUGUUUACGUUUUUAAAAAUCUAUUUUCAGUGAGACUAGCACAUUUUCAUGUCUUUGUGAAUCAUGACCAUGAGCUGUGGUGUUUUCGCUGCUUACUGGGUGGUAAAUGUGUUGAGUCAUCAUUUCUGUCUUAUAUUCCUGUAUGCAAGCAGUGGUGUCAAGGUGUUACAUUUAAGAGGCUCAUGGGCUUACCUGGGAUAUGGGUCAACAAAGGUGGAAUCAUUUUACGGCUACGAAGAAUAUGCAUCUGCAUAUGAACUGGCUUGUGCAAUGUCUUUUACAUUUUUACUUUUUGUUUUCCUUUACAAGAUGAUAUAAUUGUAAAUGUCCACAUUCUUUGAAGAAUUUGUGAUUUUAGAACAAUUACAAUAUUCAUGUUGUUCAUGUUUCAUGAUGAAUUGUUGUACUGUUUUUGACUGCAGUCACCUGUUGAAGUGUCACCAUGGUGGAUGUUGUGGCAACCAUCUAAUCUCAUCAGUAUGGGCAUAGUCUUUUCAAAAGCAUCCGAAAAGACUGACGCAGUAAAAUUGGCUCUUGGCCUCGAGGGGGGUGGCACAUGUAUGGAGCAUCCUUCGUUAUCUUUAAUUACUCCUAGUCCACUAAGACUUCUAAUUCAUUUAAGGUGCAGAAGAUGUUGGUGUAUAAGAGCAAUUAAACCACAGUUACGGUGUGUCCUACUGUCUGUGUGGCUUUACCUCAGCUCGAUAUUCAAAUCACACAGAUUCAGAGGAUUUCUUGAAAGUAUAGUUUGGUGCUAGUAGACCCAACCGUCAAACACAAUAACUGAGUACAAAUCAGCACAAUAUCAGUUCCAUGAGCAGGAAUUAACACAGUGCAGGGAAUAAAGCAUACAACGUUAUUUUUUUUCUUCUUGUAACUAACAUUCAAGACUAAUGAACGUAAUUCAGAUGUUAGAUGCAGUAUAUACAAACAAACUUAAAUAUAUAUUUUUUAAAGUAAUUAAUUAAUUAUAGAGAAAGCCAAACAAUUAAAAUAAUGUGGAUGCAGAAAUGUCUAUAUCAUCUUACAGUUUAACUAGGGAUGUGACUCAUAUGACUGCAUUCAGAAUUAACCAAUCACAUUCAAAAUCAUGUUGUAUGUCAGUUAACACACAUAGCUUCCACCAUUUAAAGUGCCUCUGAUCUCCAAAUAAAGUGCAGUCAUUCUAGUGUGACUGUCAUAUUUUGAAAGUCAUCUCUCAUCAUUUCCACAAACUCAUUGCUUAAAAUGAAUUAGUCAAGAUAAGGGUGCAUUUUCAAGGCCAGUAAUAUGUUAAAUGAGGAAAAAAAGAGGCCUUGCUGGAGCUCCACCUGCAUUGUAACAGGGCUUUAGGACUAGACAAAGGCCGGCUGUCAAUCCUCUUACAAUGUGCCUCGGAGAAAAUGGAUUAGCGAGUAACACAGUCGUUUUGGCACUAGGUCACUUUGACGGAGUGGAUUGAAUGAGUCUUUGGCUCUUGGCCUUCAUCAUAAAAUAUUAUACCACAUACAUUUUUUAGUAUUUUAGAUUGUUUUUCUUCCCUCAAUCUCAAUUUUGCAUUACAUUUUUUUAACCUUGCUUCCAUGAUGAGUGCAGGGGAGCUCAGUUGUUUGUUGUUACCCAGCUCUGCCACUUGUACACAGAGCAGUUAAAGUGGGUGAUUGUGGGGCGUAAGUAGCUCUCCAGGGUGCUGAAGUUGUCUCCAAACGUCUCCCCGGUCUCCACACCUGUCACUUGGCAGCCUGCCGGUCCAAGCGCAAUGAUUCGGCUCCACAGUAGCUCAACACAGGUAAGGCUGCGAAGAUGAUGAGGUAAAGCCUGGACUUUGGAGCAGUCUUGAUGACUUAAAAGGAAGGAUGAUUAUCCUGCAGUGAACCUAGAACAUCACUACCUCAAUCCCAAAGCCAGGACAAUGCAACAUUUUCGACUUCUAUGGGAGCCCAAACAUCCAACUGUGUUUAUAAUUAAAAGCAAGCAUACUUUUCUGGCACGGCCUUUUUGUAACUUUCUUGUAUGUGUCCUGCUUGGAUUAUUAACGUUCCCUUGCUGUGUUCACUGUUUGGUAUUCAAAGUGGGGGUUCUUGGGCCUUGGAACUGCGACCCGAUCUUCUACAAGACCCUGCCUGCUGCCGCCGCAAGGCUUGCUAUUUACAGGAUUAACGGAGACCUCAGUUUGAAUUUAGGUCUAAAGAUGGAUUUUGUCAUUCUGCAAGAGCCUUGCGAAACAUCUAAAGCUCUUACUGAAUUUAUAAACUACGAGAAUAUGGCAGAUGCGUUCAUGGGCCCGACUAAUCCAGGAUACUGUACUGCAGCAUCACUGCUGGCAAAGAACUGGGACAAGCCCAUCUUCUCUCAUGGCUGCGUCAAUUUUGAGUUGGACAGCAUUACGGCGUUCCCAACAUAUUCCAGGACCGUGCCAUUUCCCUCUGAGGUUCUUUUCACCGUGCUGAAGCACUUCCGGUGGGCUAAUAUGGUGGUGGUGUCCUCCAGUGAGGACAUCUGGAUGGACACGGCAGAGAGAGUGGCUUCUGCGAUGAGGAAAAAGGGACUUCCCGUUGCCUUGGUAACAUCUGUAGGUCUCAAUGAGACCGAAGUUGAGAACACGCUGAGGAGGAUCCAAGACGCAGGGGAGAUAAGAGUCAUCAUCAUGUGCAUGCACUCUGUGUUGCUCGGAGGGGAGCAACAGGCCACAUUUCUCAUCAAGGCACAACAAAUGGGUCUAACCUCCGGCAAGUACGUUUUCGUGCCCUACGAUGCCCUGCACUACAGUUUGCCCUACAACGCCCCAUACUUUCCCCUGCAAAACAACAGCAGGCUGAGUGAGGCCUAUGACGCCGUGCUCACGAUCACCAUAGUCUCAGAUUCCGUGUCCUUCAACGAGGCGUACACAGCUGCUAAAGAAAGUGGGGAAGUGGCGCUGAAUGUGGCUGCAGAGCAGGUUAACCCAUUAUUUGGCACCAUUUAUAACAGCAUUUAUCUCCUGGCCAAGUCCAUCCACAAGACCAGGAAAGCUGAAAUGCCUCUUUCAGGAUCAAACCUGGCCUACUUCACAAAGAAUAUAACCUUCAGUGGCUUCAAUCAGAAGGUGCAGGUUGACAACAGGGGUGAAAUCAAAACCAGCUAUGUCAUCCUGGACUCCAGCGAAGGUGGCAGCCAGCUUUACCCGACCUACGUGGUGGAUCUCAAAUCAAGGCAGCUUCGUUUUGCUGGGAAAUCCAUUUCUUUCCCAGGAGGAUCUCCUCCACCGUCAGAUUCCAGCUGCUGGUUUGUUCAGAGUGUUCUCUGCAAAGGAGGUGUGGAGGUCACCUAUAUCAUAGUAGUGUUUGCUGUCAUCUUGGGUUUGGCUGUAACAGGGCUCAUCAUCAGUUUCUACAUCAGGAGGAGACUACAGCAAAUCCAACUGAUCAAAGGCCCAAAUCGGAUCCUGCUGACUUUAGAGGAUCUUACUUUUAUCAACCCACAGACAAGCAAGAGGAAAAUUACUUUAGAGGAUAUGAGUGAGUCCAAAAGUGCUCUGGAGGAAAAAUCUGCUGACCAUUCACAUUCAUUGAACAGCACGCAAACAGCAACGCACGAGACCACCAAUGUGGCCAUAUUUGAGGGUGACUGGGUGUGGCUAAAGAAAUUUGAGGAUGGACAGUUCAAGGAGGUGAAGCAGAGCAGCACAAAGAUUUUUACCAAGAUGAAGGACUUGAGAAACGAAAACGUAAAUCCUUUCCUUGGCUUCUUCACGGAAAGCUCCAUGUUUGCGGUGGUAACGGAGCACUGCUCCAGGGGGAGUCUGCAAGACCUGCUUAGGAACGAUGAUGUCAAAUUAGAUUGGAUGUUCAAAUCCUCACUUAUGCUCGACCUCAUCAAGGGUAUGAAAUACCUCCACCAUAGGGAUUUCCCACAUGGCCGGCUAAAAUCUCGGAACUGCGUGGUGGACGGGCGAUUUGUGCUCAAGAUUACCGACUAUGGAUUUAAUGAGCUGCUAGAGUCUCAGAAAGCUCCUGGAGAAAAACCUCCACCUGAAGACCUCUUUUGGACGGCGCCAGAGUUCCUGAGGGAUCUCGCAAGCUCCCAUAAAGGCACAUACAAGGGAGAUGUUUACAGUUUUUCCAUUAUUCUCCAAGAGGUGGUGGUCCGAGGACCGCCGUACUGCAUGUUGGGCCUGCCACCUGAAGAGAUCAUUCGAAAAGUAAAGAAGCCUCCACCAAUGUGUCGGCCCACUGUUGCUCCCGACCAGGCUCCUCUGGAAUGUAUCCAGCUGAUGAAACAGUGCUGGAGUGAGCUUCCGGACCGAAGACCCAACUUUGAUGAGAUUUUUGACAGGUUCAAGAUCAUCAACAAGGGUAAGAAGACCAACAUCAUUGACUCCAUGUUGAGGAUGUUGGAGCAGUACAGUUCCAAUUUGGAGGAUCUCAUCCGAGAGCGAACGGAGGAGCUGGAGGCGGAGAAGCACAGGACAGAGAAAUUGCUCUCUGAAAUGCUGCCACCGUCUGUGGCCGAGGCACUAAAAACCGGCGCUACAGUGGAGCCGGAGUACUUUGACCAGGUUACAAUCUACUUCAGUGAUAUCGUGGGUUUCACCACAAUAUCAUCGCUAAGUGACCCCAUUGAGGUAGUCGAUCUCCUCAAUGACCUUUACACUCUGUUUGAUGCUGUGCUGAGCAACCACGAUGUCUACAAGGUAGAGACAAUCGGGGAUGCUUACAUGGUGGCAUCAGGCUUGCCAAAGAGAAACGGCAACAAGCACGCUGCUGAAGUCGCCAACAUGUCUCUGAACAUCCUUAGCUCGGUGGGAACCUUCCGGAUGCGCCAUAUGCCCGAUGUACCUGUCAGGAUACGGAUCGGGAUCCACUCAGGCCCCUGCGUUGCUGGUGUGGUGGGCCUGACUAUGCCUCGAUAUUGUCUGUUUGGUGACACUGUCAACACUGCCUCAAGAAUGGAAUCCACCGGACUGCCUUAUAGAAUCCAUGUAAACCUGAGCACUGUGAACAUCCUGCGCUCUCUCAAGGAAGGUUAUAAAAUAGAAGUCAGGGGCAAGACGGAACUGAAGGGGAAAGGCGUUGAAGAGACGUACUGGCUCGUGGGGAAGUCUGACUUUGCGAAGCCUUUGCCAAAUCCGCCAGAGAUAAAACCAGGUAUCAAUUGGCAGGAGAUGCUGACGAACGAGAUCAAGACUCUUUUCCUAAAGGCCAACAGGACAGUGGACAAACAGAAAAUGAGCGGAAAAGAAGGAAAAAUGUGAAAGGAACGAAGCCAUAAGUCAGAUUUCUUCUACAUGAAGGAGAGGAAGACGAAGGAUGUAUAAGUGGCACCCGGCCUCUUUUUCUGUGGCUUAAUGCGGACUCCUUUAAGAGGAUUGUCAAUCAACUGGCUAAUCUUCCUGCAGCACACACAGCAGAACACGAUGGUGCUAAUGUAAUGAAACUCGUCCUGUGACCUGCCUGCCUAACCUGCUGCCAGUAGACCAGGAAACAAUAUUCAGUCAAAGAUGUACAGUAUGCAAUUAUUUACAUACUUGCUGAAUUCACUGGCCACACUGUGGUCGCGGAAAUGAGGUAAGGCUCAUUCAUCCCGAAAGUGGACACUUUCAAUGCCUGUUCUAAAAAAAUAUUUGUCCCAUAUGUGUUAUGUUUGCUCCUAAUUGGAGGAUCUUUGUUGCCAUAUUUUGGGCGCAUGCGCGGUUGCUUGGGUGGCAAGGAAAGCAUGAUGGCGGACAGUAAAGACACGGCGAAUACUUAGAAGAAAUAUAGUGGGCAAAAUCUCCAAAAUUUCAAAAAUUCUGGGCAAAAUUUCUACAUGCUUUAGCAUUUGAAGACUGGAGGAAGUUUAACAGGAUGCAUAAAAUGUGUAUUGGCUAUAAAUUCACAGUCCAUUUUAGAUAUAGGAUGAUGAAAAUUUUUGGUCUGAUUCACCUCCACUUCCCCUAGGAGACAUUUAUUCCGAUUUAAUAGAUACCUUUCACUCAUGAUAAAUUAAAGGCUUUCCAAAAGUCUAGAGGUGUACAAUUAUUUUAUGUGAAAGCAAAUAGAAAGAAAGGAAAAGAAAAUGGGCACUUACUUUCAUUUUUGUCUGUCCGUCCGUCCGUCUGUCUUUCUGUCAGUCUACAAAGCACAAAGCCGUGAUCAGGAUAAAGUGGAUUGUAUACUAUGCGGAUUCAAUUUUAUGUUUUUUUUCUAAAUCUCCUCUAAAUCACAAAUGAAUUGUUCCCGGAUCUUACCUUGAACAAAGAGAGCUUCAGAAACCCUUCUAGUAUCGGUAGUACAGCUGAGUUUCUUGCGAGAAAAAUCAACGUGGAAAAAAAGAAAAGAAAAGGCAAGUUCAGGUGAUGCUUAUCAUUAAAAUUAAGAAGGAAAUAAUAGAAAAAUAUGAGUGUGCUGUGUGCGUCAGUGAACUGACUUGAAAUACGGCUAGAAUAUGUCUAUGACCCCGACGGUCUUCCAUCUCCAUCCGCCGUCUCUUCCGACCUCCAUUCGCCUAUCUCUAUAAGAUAAAGUGACAAUAGAAAUGCCUUUUAAUUUCCGAUUUAUUAUCAUUAUCAUUAUUGUUAUUUAGAUUUGUAUUUAUAAUUUAUUUAUUUUGCUUUGUAUAAUUGCUUUUCCUAAUUGUACCUGCAGUAUUUAUCAAGGAUUUAGUGUAGGUUUUUGGGCUGUGGAACUAAUUAAUGGAAUUAAGUCUUCUUAUGGGAAAAUUCCGCUCAACAUACUACCAUUUCGACUGACAAACCAGAUUUAUGGAAUAUUUAUGUUAAAUAUGAUGUAUACCUAACCUAAUACAAGGACAGUCAUCAAAUUGUCAUAGAAAAAAAAUUAUAUAUACGGUAUAGCCUAUAUUAGGCAUGUGCCGGUAUGAGAUUCUAGCGGUAUGAUAAACUUAAAAAUAUCAAGAUUUCACUGUAUUCCAAUUACAGCUUCAAAAUGUGUUACUUUGAGAUAGCUGGAUUAAUUUUUUUUUUUUUUUUUAAACUAUUUUCCAUUCAACAGGAAUUUUUAUUUUUCAAAACAUAUUAGCAAAUUGGAACAUACGUAUAAUGUUAAGUUCAAAUAUAUAUUUUUUUAAAGAACUGAAAUAUUCUAAAUAAAAUAAAAUAAAAGCACACAUUUUGGUGAGGGUAAACCCACAGCCAUAGCUCACCAUUAUUACCAUCAGAACAAAAAUAAUGUAAUUAUUUUCCAUAAAAAGCACGUGUGUAUGACUCGUAUCAUGUUUACAAUAUACACACACACUUUUUCUCAACACAGACAGUUGCCAGAGAGAGAGAAGAAGAAAAAAACACAUGAUUUACCACCGCUAGGCACACCAAACACGCUGGAGUUAAUUUUCGUAGCUGGUGGGAAACAUUCAUGUUCAUGAUAGUGUUUACCAGCCUUUAAUUUUGUAUAAAUGCGAAAUCAUAUUGGAGGUAUUGCCUCCUCAGCAGCCACCUUCCGCAAACAUGUUUUACAUGUUGGCUGGCCCUCCUCCUCUAAACUGUGGCUGCCUGUAACUUUUACAUAAAAAAAAAAAUCUAAGAUUACAAUAAAUGAAACAAACCUAUUCUUUUGCGAGUUUCAUCCCCCCCC
Molecule: messenger RNA, 9706 nt
Organism: Corythoichthys intestinalis (scribbled pipefish)
Lineage: Eukaryota; Metazoa; Chordata; Actinopteri; Syngnathiformes; Syngnathidae
Gene: gucy2f
Product: guanylate cyclase 2F, retinal
Exons: 19
Coding region: 4069-7389 (1106 amino acids)
Biological process (GO): receptor guanylyl cyclase signaling pathway; intracellular signal transduction; protein phosphorylation
Cellular component (GO): plasma membrane
Molecular function (GO): adenylate cyclase activity; protein kinase activity; peptide receptor activity
Source: RefSeq, a predicted model, not a curated record